This is a messenger RNA of Dreissena polymorpha, 2935 nucleotides long. RefSeq lists its product as uncharacterized. The coding region runs from base 719 to 2935 and encodes 738 amino acids. The record is from RefSeq and is a predicted model, not a curated record. Gene Ontology annotation, molecular function: nucleic acid binding. Lineage: Eukaryota; Metazoa; Mollusca; Bivalvia; Myida; Dreissenidae. The transcript is spliced from 11 exons.
UUAGCAUUUGUACUUUCGAUUUCAAAGUGGUUUAAUUAGAUUGGAGCCCAUUAAACAAAACAAAUCUCGUUUAUAUGUUGCAAGAGUGAUAAGAAUAAUCUAACUCAUCAGCUGGAAUAACGUCGUGUAUAGUUCAUUGACCUUUAUGUAGAACCUUUGCGACAUUUUCAUCUAGAGUGCAUAAGAUAUAUAUAUACAUUUAAAUCAGUCGCAAUUUGUUUUUAAAAUGGAUAUCAGAGGCAUUUUUUCAAAGUGUGAGAUUAAACCAUACUUUACAAUAUAUAUGGAUACGUAACUAUACACGAAUACAUCUUUGUUUAGGGAAUUCUCCAUACAUGCAUCGUAUUUUGCAUUGUUAUAAUAAAACAGUUUCACUAAAUUUAUGUUCGGGAAUCCCCGAAACAAAAAUAAACAAGCGUGAAGAGAUGAAGGAUAACACUGCUAUAUCUAAUGGCACAUACAUUUAAUCUUUCGAAUGAUAUAAACUUAUUUAUUAUCAAAACUUAUGUGAAGGUUUAAACAUAAAAUUCCAAACAUAUUAUAAAACAUGUUUGUGCAUGUACAGCACAGUACAUGUAAUUUGAUCGUUUUGCGUGUCUGAUCUAAUGAAAAUACGAAGAAAACCGGUGUUGUGUUUUAAUAUUUACUUUACGUCAUUCAGAAGGAUUUAUGUCAGUCGUCCCAUUUGAAAAUUAAGUUAUUGUGCAUGGACUGAAGAAUGGAUAUUGAACUCAAGGACAUAGGUACACGAAACUGGGUGAAAACGUGGCUAGCGCUCAGAUGUUUUAAAGACGCUAUUCUACCUUUUAUGAAAGACCAAUGUGCUAAACAAUACCUGAAGGACAUUAGUUAUAUUAAACACCUUUCGGGAUCGAAAGCAUAUACGUGCAAUUUGUGUAAAGUUGAUGAAUUAAAACCACCCAAAAAGAAAAAGACAAACAAGGUUUGUCCAGACAACGGGAGUUGUGGGUAUUUAUGUGAUCGGAUAAUAGACGUGCACGUCAAGAAUGCUCCCAACUGGUCCAAUACCAAUUCCGAAUUUUGGUCAGAUGAUACACGUGGUCCAUGGGAAAGGAUCAAGUGCUUCAUUCAUACUCCAGGGUACAAGGAGAAGAAAGACAUUUCAGAGGCGGAUAUAACAGCUUUUGUGCAGAUUUGCACCAGCAACGAAUUGUUGAAGACGGCAUUCGGCACCGACUUAGAAUGUCUUGAAAAGGUUCGGGAUAUUCGGAACGGAAUGUGUCAUUCAGGAUCAAUGGCGGUGUCUGGGAAUGAUUUUCUGACAUACGUGAGACUUAUUGAAAAAGCACUCAAGCUUACUAUUUUUGAUGGCUAUCCAUCUGCCAAUGAAGAGCUUAACAAGCUGCACACUUUAGAACAUGACAACGGAAAAGUAACAAUAGAAGACGAAAUGACUGCUAGAGAAGAAACUAUUGAAGCCAUCAGAGAGGUGAAAAAGAUGUUAGAGCAACAAGUCAGUACAGACCUUUUCAAAAAAGAAAUAGCCAAUUUAAAAACUAACGAAGACGAACACAUACGAUUACUAGAACAAAGAUUUAUUUAUAUAGAGAAACAUUUGCUAACAUUACAAGAGGACCACACGAAAAACAAAACGCGUUUGGAAGAGCACAAGAAAAUCGUAAGCAACAUACAAAAAGGAAUUGCUGCUCAACAUACGACCAUUAACGAGAUUGCUGUUGAUGCCAAGAAAAUUUUAGGUCACUCUGAACAGAUUCCUCAAAUUUUGGCAGUAGUUAAUCAAUUGUUCGAGAAGUCAUUGCAGUCGCCAACACCUAUUACUGUUCAAGUACCAGAUUCAAAACUCGUGGUGAACGUGAACAUUUCUCAGGGCGAAACACUCGUUUCCGAUGUGUUAGUAAAAUCCAUGAACGGUGUUCGCCAGGGUGUACCAAUAACUGUUCUGCAGCAACGACUCCAAACAGUAGUUGAUGAACUAUUUAAAGGAGGAGUCGACCUCAUAGACGUAAAAAAUGAAUGCAUGGCGCUUUACAUAAGAUUUGCCAAUUUUAACAGCUGGUUAGAAUUUUUAAGCAAAUAUCUGACUGGAAUAAUAGCGAAGGCAUUUCUACCAGUUCAAGAACACCUACGGACAUAUCUUGGGUUUGAAGAUCUCGAACUAAAAGUAGACGUAUAUGAAGAGGAUUUCGAGAAGUGUGUCCAGUCAAUCCUCUAUCAACUGGCACCAACCAUGUUGACUGUCUGUGGGCAAGAUGGCGAGAGGAACGAUAAAACUCAUACAAUUGACCAAUUGUCACUUUAUGUUUCUCCAGGAAGACCAGUCGAGAGUUACGUAACACAGGGAUACGUGUUAACUGAUGAAGAUUUAACUUACCCGAACAAGUUACUUAUUAGGGGAAUUCCCUUGUACAAUACCGAGAUACACAUAGCCAAAUAUAUGCUUGCAACAACUGGAUACAUCAUGGAACAGGGGUCGAUGACAUUUCAUACACGUGACCCCACUGUUGCCUUGGCAACUUUCAAAGAAAAUAUUGAUAUCAAUAAAGUAAUCAGGACAUGCACGGCACGUCCGUUGGACAACGCAGAAUUGUUAUUCAGCCCAGUUCCUAUGACAAGAAAUGUGUACAUCACACACUUACCUGCUGACUUGGACACAGAGACCAUCAAGUCGUAUUUUGAUAGUCAAUCGAAAAACUCUGUAUUAGAAGUGAACAUGAAAGAAGACAGAGUUUCGUGCAUAGUAAUCUUCCGAAAUACAGCGAUUGUUGACAUACUGUUGAGGCUCACUCACACCAUUGCGGGACGGCAUAUUGAAGUAUACAGAUAUUUUCCUUGUAUCGAACGAAGUGAAACUGCUAUUCUGACAAGUGCCGUGUAUGAACAAACAACCGUUUGCGUCAGUCGACCUCGAAACGAGGAAAUGGAUGUUCUUGAUAGUCAAAACUACGCUGGUUAG